Messenger RNA from Balaenoptera ricei (Rice's whale), 2109 nucleotides. It is a transcript of the gene CLEC20A, whose product is annotated as C-type lectin domain containing 20A. The record is from RefSeq and is a predicted model, not a curated record. NCBI's taxonomy places the organism in Eukaryota, Metazoa, Chordata, Mammalia, Artiodactyla, Balaenopteridae.
AUGACAAUCUCUCCUGCCCCAGCCCUGCAGCUGACCAGUGACAGCAAGACCUUCUGGAGGGUGGAAGAGGAGCUGAGCUGGCCUGAGGCCCUGGAGUACUGCCGGCAGCGCCACACAGACCUGGCCGAGCUGCAGAGCACGGGGCGAUGGAGCAACAUCAGGACCCUCUCUUCCCUUACCAGCAGCCCCGCGGCCUGGAUCGGCCUCUUCUUCGACGUGCGCCUCGGGGGCCUGAGAUGGUCCAGCGGCUCCACCUUCAGCGUGCCAGGGUGGAGCUCGCCGCCGUUCUUCGAGGAGGGUCUCUGUGCCACUCUGUAUUCAAUAGCCAUUUUCCCCAGCCUGGGGGCCGCCUCGUGCACUGCUCAGAAGCCCUUCAUCUGCUACUACGAUCCUGCCCUGGAGCCCCACACCCUCCUGGAACCGGCUCUCAGCCUGACCACCUCUCCAAAGCCAGCUGAGGUUCAGAUCAGCAAUCUGAACUUCAAGCGAUUUGACCAAGAAAGGAAGUGGCUGGCAGCUGUGCGGUACUGCCACAGACACCACACAGACCUGGCUGACCCGCAGACAGUGACUGAGGAGACAGACAAGGGGGCCUUGAAAUCCAUCAUGAGUAAGACUGAGGCCUGGGUUGGCCUCUACUUCAGUGCGGCCUCUGGGUCUCUGAGAUGGUCCAGCGACGCGGGUGCCAGCGUCCCGACCUGGCUGCAGGUGCCUGAGUUUGGGGCAGGACUGUGUGCGGGUCUCUGCAGCUACUGGAGCUUCUCCCCCAGAAUUUCUGCAGUGGCCUGCUCUUCCCUGAAACCCUUCAUCUGCUUCGAUGACCCCGCCAUUGGACACCGGGAGUCAGCAGCCCUCCCUCAGCUCUCCUACACACCCUCCUCAGAAGUGACCAUGGGGACAACGCCCAGGCCAAGUACCCUCCCCUGUUUUCUGCUCUCUAUGGGUGCUUUGAGCCUGUUCUUGGCUGGAUUCUGGGGUCUCCAGGGCCUGGGAAGUGGAGAAGGUGGCCUGGAUGCAGCAGCACAGGGUGGGUCCCGUGGGAUCCUCCCCAAAGGGCCAGGGACCAGCGCCAGCCCCGCGCAGGGUCCGGCUGCGGCGGCGCGGCUCCCGCAGCUAGUCAGCCCGGAGCCCGCCGAGCUCGGGCCCCGCCCCCGCGCCCCUCGCGCCUCCGCCUCCGCCGGCCCUGCGGCGCCACAGACCCAAGGGACGGUGGCGCCCAGCCCUCCGACCCACCUCGAGAUCCCUGGGUACGGCCCGGUCCCCGACGGUGGGCCCUCGACCCCGCCAGUCACCGCCCAGAACACGUCCUUCGGCCCCGUGCCCCCGGCCUCCGCGCCGACCCCCGCCUCGAGCCCCGCGCUCCUGGGGAGCCCCUCUGUCCCCCAGGAAGUGACCGAGACCCCUCUGGCCUCCGCCUCGAGCCCUGCACCUGGCCCCGCGCCCCCGGAGGACCUCGUGACCCAGGGCGGGCCCGGGACGCCGCGGGAGGACGCAGCGGGCCCCUCGCCCGGCUCCACCCGCGGGGCCUCGGCUCACCCGUGGGUAGCGGCGCCCCCCGGGUCUACCACGUCCAGCCGGUCCCGCAGCGCCGAGCUUCUGGGGACGGGAGAAAGCACCUCGGAGCCUUUCGGCUCAGGGAGCUCGGCUGGGCCCCAGACAACAACGGCGCGCCGGAAGGGGGUAGCUCCGAGCCAGGCCGCACGCCCGGAGACCGCUGGCAGCCGGCCAGAGCCUGAGACAGCUGUGACCAGUGAAAGGAGUGGCACCGAUAUGACAGAUGCAGCUACUGCCACUCAGGCCCAACAUUUGAGCUCAUCUAAUCACCCAGAUGCUAAAGAAAACACUCCAACACCAAAACCAGGGCAACUCUUUGGAAUCCUGAAAGCAGAUUUUCUCAUCCCAGUUCUGAUGAACCCAGAAGACAUGAAAGACCAAUUUUUGAGUGAGAUCCAAGAAGUUUUAAAGCUUACAUUAGGUCAUGAGCAAUUCAGAUUGAAAUGGGUUGGCUUUGAAGUAAACAAAAAAUAGCACACGUCUACUGUGACCUGGAGUCUCCUCACACAAUUUUCUCUGGAUUUUGAGUGAAUUUUAGUUUUUUAAUUCAUAGUA